Parnassius apollo (apollo) is the source of this 1176-nucleotide messenger RNA. Lineage: Eukaryota; Metazoa; Arthropoda; Insecta; Lepidoptera; Papilionidae. The record is from the annotation of a GenBank genome assembly.
AUGCUCGGUGAACUUGAACGAGAAUUCUGCGAAGGCGCAUCCACUUUGUGCCGUGCACUACGAGUGAACGAGUUACAAGGGGUGGUCGCUCAAACGCAUGCGUCGUCGCCUCGCUGCUCUGCAUACUUGGCAGCUCAACUCCACGAGCUAGCGGCCGUGGUGAAGGCCAAGACACCGCCCGCGCCCGCCAUUCCCGAACUUGGCAGGCUCGUUGUGUUCGGUGCCGGGGACAAAGUAGGCAGCUACGUGAGGUCGCUCCGCGAGCUGGGCGUGGAGGCGUCCGCGGCGCCGCAGUGGGGCGCGCCGGUGUGCGUGUUGGGCGAGCCGGUGCACGGCGACUCGCCGCUGGUGGCCAGCGCGCUUGCCGGCGUCGUGGCCGCGCUCGCCACGCCGCCCAACUCCUACUCCGCAGUCACCGACCCCAUAGACCUGGUCUGCGGCCGGGGAGGGGACCUCGCGAUGCUAGAGGUUCUCACAGAGUCGGAGAUGGAUGUGGAAGGCAAAGCUCGUGUGCAAUCAAUACUCGAAGAACAAAAAAAGACUUUGAAAACACUAAUGUCGAAACCACAGAUCCAGUUAAUAUUGUACGAAACGCACUCGGCACUGGAGGCAGAGAACCAGGCGCAAGUGACCCGCGCUGUAGCCGAAGCAAACAGAUUGGCACGGGAACGACAUUCUCUACUCAAAAAGAAGCAUAAGGACCACGUUAAUAUACAAAAACCAAAAGAAGAAUCUGAGUCGUCCCCAACAAAUUCCUCAACAUCAAUAGACCCAACAAUGUCGCAAUCAGACUUCAAAGAUGACCAACUCUCGGUUGACAACUCCAAUGAUCCUUCUAAUAUAGAAUCGGAAAGAGUUUCUCCUCCGUCAACCACACGAGCGAGACCAGAAAGUGGAAAAACUGUUUUAAACAAACAAACGGAUAAAGAUAAUGCUGACCAUAGAAAAAAAUCUGGCACGACCAAAGCCAGACCCAUUCCUGAAGAUCUAAUCGCUGAAGAGGCAUUUCCACGAGAUCCUGACAAAGACAGUCCUGAUGUUUACGUUCCUAACUGCGACUUGUUUGAAGUUCAAACGUUGCCGGGCUUAGGAAAUGGAUUGGAUAUCAACUACAUUCUGGAUAGAGACGGUUGCUACCUCGGUCUCAUUCAAAGGAAGGUAGAAAUUGUUUCAUAA